Messenger RNA from Trichobilharzia szidati, 960 nucleotides. Lineage: Eukaryota; Metazoa; Platyhelminthes; Trematoda; Strigeidida; Schistosomatidae. The record is from the annotation of a GenBank genome assembly.
CCUUGAGAGACCUUGGCAGAUAUAGAAACAGCAAACUCCCGUCCUCUUAAAAUGACAAAUGAAAGUUACAUUUGCAGUGUUAAUCUCAGACUUCAUCACGUAUGUUCCCCUGGGGCACGUCUUUAUAGUGAAAAUUGCCUGUACUUACUGGUCGAAUUAUUUAACACACCGAAAAGAACUGAAAUGAUAUUACCCUGCUUUCCUCUGCUAGUCGAUAAGAGCCUUGUAUUCACGAAGUUGUUACAUCUUGAAAAAAGUCCCUCUACCUUGUACGAUAUUUUGAAAAAUUGUAAUAUAAGAGUAGAACUUCGUGAGGAUCCCCUUGAUUCAACAUCAAUAAAGCUCUUAGCGUUUUACUUACAUAAUGCUUGGAGAUUUUUGGUCGGACCAUAUUACAAACGAAUACACAGCAUUGUCACAAGAGAAAUAUUUCUCAGGAGAACAGUUGACUUCAAAGGUCCUCCCAUCAGAAUGAAGAUAACAGCUGAAACAACUAUUCAAAAAGUUCCCGUGAAAACAUUUCAUCAGUUGACUGGUGAAUCAGUUGAUUCUUACUUCGUGCAUCCUGAAAGCAGCUACCUUACGGAUCUACCGACUCAAAGGUCACCUACUUGUCGAAACUGUUCAGAUAAUGCCGAAUCUCUAGUCACUUCCUGGGAUGAAACUACUAUGGAAAGAACAAACCCGAAGGUGAAAAGAACAAAAGUGAAAUGGAAUCCUGUAGAACUUUUAGUGACGUCAUCAUCGUUCAGGUCGAAAAAUAAUGAAGAUUAUGGGGAAAUCAUUUAUCCCGCCGAUAGACUGAAAUCAUCUGGUCUGGUUUUAAUUGAAGGAAAAUAAAUUUGGUUGAUAUGACAAAAAUGAGUGAUACUACUAACAGACUACUUAAUUGACAUAUCAGUAGUGUACUGAAUAUGUUUAUCUAAAUUAGUAGGAUUUUACUCAUCGUUUUAUGCGACC